Messenger RNA from Drosophila ananassae, 736 nucleotides. RefSeq lists its product as uncharacterized. The record is from RefSeq and is a predicted model, not a curated record. The coding region runs from base 65 to 625 and encodes 186 amino acids. The transcript has a single exon. NCBI's taxonomy places the organism in Eukaryota, Metazoa, Arthropoda, Insecta, Diptera, Drosophilidae.
CUGUCUGGUGUUUCGAAUCAUCUACACAAAAUUGUAAGGACCCUAAAUUCCAAAAUUAUACAAAAUGUUGCGUAGGCUGUCUGUGUAUAUGUUCAACACCGCCGAAAUCGAGUCCAAUCUCUUCGCCAUGGCCGACGACGUCUACGGAACGAUUGAAAUUUUCAAGGACGCGGCCAAGUUCGAGUCCCAAUUUGCCAGGCCCUUCGAGAUGAUAUCUGCCCUUUUCGAUUGUGUGGUGUUCAUGGCGGUGGCCGUGAUGGUCAUCGGCUUCACCAUGCACUCGCGAAUUGUCAAGUUUCGCAAAUUGUCCAGGCAAAGCUACCACCAAAAACGGACAACGGUCGACGGGAGCCCACAGGGGCAGACGAGGUUGGCAUUCAACACAUAUCUGCGAGUGAAAAACAAUGAUGAUGCCGAGGACAUUUCCAGCACAAAAGAGGACGAAACCAGCCUCAACAAUUCAAGGAUGAACACUGCUGACGAGGAUACAGCUACCUUGCAACCUCUUGAUGCCGAAAAUGAAGCGGUUGUGACUCCCGUUGGACACACUAAUUGGGGAAUGCAUUGGUUUACCAUAUUGCGGAUAAAGGGUAUAGGAACCAUAUACGAUAGUCUAUUUCAAUAACUACAAAAAGUAUAAGCUAGAACAUCACAUUUCAUUAAAAUCUUAUAAGGAUUACGUCAAGUCCCCACGAACCAAACUCCAACUACUUAAUAAAGAAAAUAAAUUACUCAA